CAUAGACCGCCGCAGUCGCGCACAGUGAACCAAAAACCCAUCCUGCUGCAAAAGACUCCAUCUACCGCUAUGUCUUCAGUCUAGAAGCAGUUUGGUUCGCAGUCGGUUGCCGACGCGCCUUCUUCAUUCUCUUUCUUUUCGGCUUUUCGUACAUAUAGAGCACAAUCUUCAUUUGGGAAUAUAUGGUAACGUGUUCGUUCUUCGUGGGUUUUGCCGUUAUGUACCGCGUGUGAUGAGAUUUUGAUGCCGGUAAUCUUUCAGUGACGUCGACCAAUACGAUUGCUAGCUCAAAACCCGUCGUUGGUGAUAUGGGAAACAUAUUGGACUUUUUAUUCUUAUGACCAUUCGAUUUCUGGAACUGCCGAAGAGGCCCAGGGAAGAUGUGGAGACAAAUCUACCAACUUAGGCGCAUUUGCAUUUUUACGUGUUUUUCGGGAAUUUUGAUAUCGAAUGUAGUUUAUGGAGCCGGAGAUCUUUGGCCUCUGGAUCGACCUGAUGGAAUGCCUGCCAUUCAGUCGCUGGAAGUAAUGUGCGGGAAAGAUCACAUGGAUGUGCACCUUACAUUCAGCCAACCAUUCGAGGGCAUUGUGUCCAGUAAAGGCCAGCAUGGAGAUCCUAGAUGUGUCUACGUUCCACCUUCGACAGGGCAGACUUUCUUCUCGUUUCGGAUCGCCUAUGCCAGAUGCGGCACCAAACCGGACUUACACGGCCAGUUUUACGAAAAUACCGUCGUUGUGCAAUAUGACAAGGAUCUCUUAGAGGUGUGGGACGAGGCGAAGCGACUCAGGUGCGAAUGGUUCAAUGACUACGAAAAAACCGCAUCAAAACCCCCUAUGGUUAUAGCCGACCUUGAUGUCAUUCAGCUGGAUUUUCGAGGUGAUAACGUGGACUGUUGGAUGGAAAUCCAGCAUGGAAAAGGUCCAUGGGCGCCUCCAGUUAGCGGCAUCGUGCCACUUGGAUCAACCCUAACGCUAGUGGUAGCGAUCAAUGACUAUCGAGGCGAGUUUGACAUGCGGGUAAAAUCUUGCGUUGCUUCCGAUGGAGGAGGCCACGUUAUUCAACUCUCAGAUGAGUUCGGUUGCGUGCUUCGACCGAAAAUGAUCAGUCGAUUCCUCAAAGCUAGAGGCGCUGAUGAAAGAGCCUCUGUAAUCACUUAUGCAUUUUUCCAUGCAUUUAAGUUUCCUGAUGCUUUGAGUGUGCACAUCAAAUGUAAAGUCGAAAUUUGCAGACACGGUUGUCUGGACCACUGUCAGCUCCAGCCUAAUAAAGGCCCGAAUCUGGAUGGAAACUUUGAACACUAUAACAGUCCCUUGGAUAGGAAGGACGACAAGAUUUCUUCGUCUGAAAUCAAAGAUCGGACCCCGGAUCCUUUGGAUGAACAGCUUAAUGAGCAGGACAUGCUUUAUGAUGAUAUUAUUCAUGAAAACGACGCAGCAAUAGCUUCAGGGGAGGAAAUACCAGCCAUUAAAAUGUCCCUGAAUGCCCAUGUGAAUAAGCAGAACAACAAAAAAUCGUGGAAAAAACCCAACCCUGCGAACUCGAAAGAAAAUGUUUUAAGGGAAACUGAAAAAAGUGCGAACGCGGCCAACAAACAUGAUAAAGACGAGGAUGUUCUUGAUGAUGUUCUAGAUUUAGAGGAAGUGGACGUUCAUGCGGGGCCCCAUCAUGAAAUGUUCCAUGUGGGCCAGGAGAAAUUCCCGCAUGGGCCUCGGAAGUUGGAAUUGCCAGUCGCAGCUCCACGCAGCUUGGAAGAAGUAAAUCUAUCAUCUUCCGAGGAAGAAGGAAAAUUAUCGCAAAAUUCCAGCGAGAAACUUAAUCAAACCCGGGAAAUUCCCGUUUCACUGUUAGAGAAGAACAAUAGAAGACGAAGAUCAAUGGUGAUAUCCGACAGGAAAGCCAGAAGUGCAGAUGUUGGUGUCAGUGGAAUAUACGAGGUCAUUUCCGAAGCUGAUUUGGCCUUCAGUCCUGAUAAUCGAGCAGAAGCAGUUACGGUGUUUCAGGGCAGGAUAAGAGAGGAAGUCGUCUAUGGGAUAUGCAUGCCAGUGCCUGGAUUCAGUAUACUUUUCGUGCUGGUUGCAGUUUCAGCUGUUGUUUCAGCGCUAGUUGCAGGAACACUCUUGUAUAGGUAUCAGCUUCAAAAAGAGCAUAUAGCAAGGCAACAACAGCAACAGCAGCAACACCCAAACGGCUCAAUUCCCAUGAGCAUAUUUUCCAGCUGGAUCGGUUUGAAGCUGUUGAAGCCAUCGACUUCUUUGGCCACUCUUCGACCAGAAUCCAGCAUGUCGGAUCACAAUGGAACGAUGGAUACGUCCUUGUCCAUUGCGUCUAGUUCGAAUGGAAAAACUCUGAGUGGUAGAGAUUAGGGAGCUUCGGGUGCACAAAAGUCUAUUUUUUCAAACAACUAAUACCAGUUAUUUAAAAGUUUACGGGCAACAUUGCAAUAUAGAAGGCGACAGAAAUGUUGCCUCUAUUGUAGAUUGUAGAUACUGUUUAGUGUAGGAAUUCAAUGUAAAUAAUAUUUUUUAUUAUUUAUUGCUUUUGUUUUUUGACCCCUAAAACACUCUAUCGGGAGGUUACGAUUAAUUAAGGUUGCUGAUAGGAUAAUUUCGCAGAAAAGCUCAACUCAAAAGUAACGAACUUUUAGUUAAUUGCUCAAUUUUAUGCUCAAGGCAGCAAUCUGCUCGUGGACAGCAGUUGAUUUAUUUAUUUUUUAAUUAGAACUAUUCUAGCUAUAUUAAAUCGUUUGUAAGUAGUCGGUGGUGGGUAAUUAUUUACUGUUUUAGGGGCCAAAGAUUGCUAAUUUAUGUUAUCACUUACUCUAAGCAAGUUGCACGGAUUUCACAUAUCACUUAAAACUUUCAAUUAAAAAGUGUAUAGGAAAUGUGUUUUGUUAAACACGUUAAUUAAUUUGUGUAAAUAUAUCAUACACCAGUAUUUUAUUACGUGUUUGCUAAACGUUACUGAUCCAAUUUAUCUGCUUGUUUGCUCAGUUCUUUUUAUUUGAAUUUGGGCAGAAAAAUCGGCGAAAAAAAAUAAUUUAAAAUUUAAUCAGUACAAUAUAGCACACCCAUACGUGUAUAGUGUUUGUUAAUAAAACCAGAGUGUCCGCUAGUGUUUUUUAAUUAGUCUGCAUAGUUUAUUUAUGUUAAACUUUAAUGUCUAGCUAGUAGGUUCUUGGUUAUUGUCCCAAUGAAGUCAAAUUGGGAUUCGAAAUUUAUUUCGUUCAGUCGAGUGGAUAUUUUUUAAUAAAAUUUUAAAUAAUUCGUGUUUUUUGGGUUUCAAAUUUAUUCAUGUAUGACCUUCAUUUUUUCAUGUGUUUCAUUCCGUUUCCACCUAAUAUAUUAUGUAUAUGUUAUAUUUAUUCACUUCUACACUACAAGAGGCUAUUUAAUUUAUUUUACACGUUUGUAUAUAUUUAAUGGGAAUAUAAAUCAUUAGACGAGUA
Molecule: messenger RNA, 3445 nt
Organism: Dendroctonus ponderosae (mountain pine beetle)
Lineage: Eukaryota; Metazoa; Arthropoda; Insecta; Coleoptera; Curculionidae
Gene: m
Exons: 14
Coding region: 381-2363 (660 amino acids)
Source: RefSeq, a predicted model, not a curated record